Molecule: messenger RNA, 383 nt
Organism: Rhagoletis zephyria (snowberry fruit fly)
Lineage: Eukaryota; Metazoa; Arthropoda; Insecta; Diptera; Tephritidae
Source: RefSeq, a predicted model, not a curated record
GCCCAUGUUUAAAGAGGUGUUUACUAUAACAACGAAUGAAUAUCGCUACAGUGAGCGACAAAGUACCCUGGAAGAUCGCUUCGGUAGACCAGAGCAGCUGGUAAAAAGUCAAAUCGGGAAAAUACAAGAUGUUGCGCCAAUACAUGAAAACCUCAUCAAGCGAAUAGUGCCAUUCGCCACUAAGGUUCAAAACUUAGCAUCGUUUUUGGAGUCGGCUAAUUGUGAUCAUCACCUAGCGAACCCGACACUCAUGGAUGAACUGUUGGCGAAGUUGCCAAUGCAGAAGAGGAUCGACUGGUCCCGGCAUGCCUUGACGAUAGUACCGAGGCCGAAAAUACGCCAUUUCAGCGACUGAUUGCAAGAGCUUUCGAGAUUGGGGGCAA